AUGGUUGGACAUGCCAAACACUCGGCACCUGUCUUGAUUAUAUUGUUAGUUUUUGGGAUUGCAGUUUUAGUAAUCAGGUUUACGCAAGUGUACAUAGACAACCGAGUCUUCCGACAAAAGGAUUUCCUUCAGACACUGAAUAACUUAUCAGCUCAGAUUCCAUUCGAAAAGAUACACAAUGACUAUGAGUUCAAAGAGUUCUCCAAUGUACUGAAGUCAAUGCCGAAAGCGCCCUACCUGAUUUUGUAUGACUCCUCCAAUGUUGACGUUGUCCUCAAUCAUAUUUGCAAUCUCAAAUUCAUUCCCAACACCUUAUCUCGACUGGUUGCCGUUGCUUUUGAUGAACAAGCGGAGCUCAUACUCCGACAAAAACAUCCGAUGAUCCCAAAUGUUCUUAUUGAUUUAAAACCUUUGGUGGACUCUUUGCACCCCCAGAAACAGAAUCGUGGAUACCUAAUUUACACUUUGGCAUUGGUGGUGCACUCUAAGAUCUGUGCUAGUCUAGCUCUUCAAGGAAUAGACUUCUGGUCCAUGCAUCAGGACACACUGUGGACUCAGAACUUUGAUAUGAUGAAUGUGGAGGAUAGAUAUCCAGAUGCCAACAUGUUGUUUGAUACAAUUGGGAAUGAGAAUCCUCUUUAUCAUAGAAUGAGAGACUGGGUGUGUGGCGCCACGUUUUUCGUUAGAGGAAAUCCGACAACAUUUCAAUUUUUCAGUCAGGUUGAAUCUUUUAUGCUCUCCUAUCAAAGUCCCGACUCAUCCAUUAUGACCUAUCUUUGUGGCCACCAUCACUACAAAUGCGAGUUCCUUCCGCAGUGGAUGGUGUCUUCAUUCAACUAUUUCGAAGGACCGCGCGACAACGUUCCUGUUCUGAUUCAGCUAGAUGGUGGCAAGAAAACCGGAGAGACUAAAAUGGAUGUGUUGAGAAGAGGUCAUUUCGUGUUUCGGCAUGAAAAUGGAACGUGUGAUGAGAGAUCUUUUCACAAGUUGAGAGAAUUCGUCAAGUUUGGUUUCCCGGAUGUCAUCAGAAAAGAUGGGUCACUAAAAGAAAAUUGGUUUUCAAAAACCAUCUACUUUUUCAAAAACCUGUUUAACAUUGACCCAUGGAACCGAAAGUUCUACUUGACUAUUCAUCAGACACUGAUCUAA
Caenorhabditis remanei is the source of this 1149-nucleotide messenger RNA. RefSeq lists its product as uncharacterized. Lineage: Eukaryota; Metazoa; Nematoda; Chromadorea; Rhabditida; Rhabditidae. The transcript has 8 exons. Bases 1 to 1149 code for a protein of 382 amino acids. The record is from RefSeq and is a predicted model, not a curated record.